AUGAACAGCUCCGAAAAGCGUCGCGAUGGCGCAUUCCCAAUACCACAGCAGUCGCCGCUACCGCAAUCGCGCGAGCUUGGUCUUGUAAUUCCUGAGCCCACAACAACAUCGUCGCCGUUCUCUAGAUCUUGGCCACACUUAGUCGCCGGAGGUAUCGGAGGCAUGACGGCGUCUGUAUUAACAGCACCUCUCGAUGUCCUCAAAACCCGACUUCAGUCCGAUUUUUAUCAGGCCCAGCUCCGAGCGGCGCGAGAAGCGACAGGCAAAACCCGUCUUGGCCCAUUGCAGUCAGCCAAAUAUCACCUACAGGAAACCGUGCAGAUCCUGCGUGACGUGCAUAAGACAGAAGGGUGGCGCGCACUUUUCAAGGGUCUGGGACCGAAUCUGGUCGGCGUCGUGCCGGCGCGAAGCAUCAACUUCUACGUAUAUCCCACGAGCAAGAGAGCGUAUUCCCAAUGGCUAAACACAUCCCCGGAAAAUCCGGUCGUGCAUCUCGCCAGUGCGGUAACGGCAGGGAUCGCCACAGGGACUGCGACAAAUCCCAUAUGGCUGAUCAAGACUCGACUGCAGCUCGACAAGAAUAAUGCCGAGCGCAAGGGCGACGUAAGCGCACGUCGGUACCGCAACAGCUGGGACUGUAUCCGGCAGGUGGCGCGGGAUGAGGGUUUACGGGGCUUCUUCAAAGGUCUGAGCGCAAGUUAUCUUGGCAUCACCGAGAGCACUCUACAGUGGAUGAUGUACGAAGAAAUCAAGCGCAAAUUAAGACUCAGAGAAAAGCGCAUCGUGGAAAGUGGGAAAGAGAAGACUUGGUGGGAUCACACGGUCGACUGGACCGGAAACUUUAUGGGCGCCGGUGCGGCCAAGGGCAUAGCGUCCAUACUGACAUAUCCUCACGAGGUCGCGCGGACUCGACUUAGACAAGCGCCGAUGUCAGAUGGCAGACCUAAGUAUACGGGGCUUGUACAAUGCUUCAAACUUGUCUGGAAGGAAGAAGGCAUCGUCGGACUAUAUGGUGGUCUGACGCCUCAUCUCAUGCGCACCAUCCCCUCGGCCGCAAUUAUGUUCGGCAUGUACGAGGUUAUCAUCAAGUUCCUCGGUGCAAAGAGUUAA
Daldinia caldariorum is the source of this 1110-nucleotide messenger RNA. RefSeq names its product mitochondrial carrier protein RIM2. Gene Ontology annotation, biological process: pyrimidine nucleotide import into mitochondrion. The transcript has 3 exons. NCBI's taxonomy places the organism in Eukaryota, Fungi, Ascomycota, Sordariomycetes, Xylariales, Hypoxylaceae. The record is from RefSeq and is a predicted model, not a curated record. Bases 1 to 1110 code for a protein of 369 amino acids. Gene Ontology annotation, cellular component: mitochondrion. Gene Ontology annotation, molecular function: pyrimidine nucleotide transmembrane transporter activity.